AGAGCUGUCGCGGACGGCGACAGGACACCGGACGGGCCACGCCAUGAGGCUCCUCCCCCGCCUGCUUCUGCUUCUCUUGCUCGUGUUCCCCGCCACCCUCUUGCUCCGAGGCGGCCCUGGAGGCUCAGUAGCAGAAGCUCAAGAUCUUAGAGAAGAUGAAGAAACAGUGGAAGAUUCAGUAAUUGAAGAUGAAGAUGAUGAAGCAGAGGUGGAAGAAGAUGAACCCACAGAUUUGGCAGAAGAUAAAGAGGAAGAAGAUGUAUCUGGUGAGCCUGAAGCUUCGCCAAGUGCAGAUACAACUAUCCUAUUUGUAAAAGGAGAAGAUUUUCCAGCAAACAACAUUGUGAAAUUCUUGGUAGGCUUUACAAACAAGGGCACAGAAGAUUUUAUUGUUGAAUCCCUAGAUGCCUCAUUUCGUUAGCCACAGGACUACCAGUUUUAUAUCCAGAAUUUCACAGCUCUUCCUCUGAACACUGUAGUCCCACCCCAGAGACAGGCAACUUUUGAGUACUCCUUCAUUCCUGCAGAGCCCAUGGGUGGACGACCCUUCGGUCUAGUCAUCAAUCUGAACUAUAAAGAUUUGAACGGCAAUAUAUUUCAAGAUGCUGUCUUCAAUCAAACAGUUACAAUUAUUGAAAGAGAGGAUGGCUUAGAUGGAGAAACAAUCUUUAUGUAUAUGUUCCUUGCUGGUCUUGGGCUCUUGGUUGUGGUUGGCCUUCAUCAACUCCUGGAAUCUAGAAAGCACAAGAGAUCUGUACAGAAAGUAGAGAUGGGUACAACAAGUCAGAAUGACGUUGACAUGAGUUGGAUUCCUCAGGAAACUUUGAAUCAGAUCAAUAAAGCUUCACCAAGAAGGUUGCCCAGGAAGCGGGCACAGAAGAGAUCAGUGGGAUCUGAUGAGUAAAUGUUCUUUUGUGCAACAAUACAGUCUUUACUUAACCUGCCCUAAUGUUUUUCGGCCUGAUGGGAAUUAGUGCAGAGAAACCAUGUCACCAUAGAAGCAACUACUACUUGUGUGUGGACUGAGCAAUCAGAGUCUGUGGCGAUAAUAUUUUUGAACGUGCAUUGCAUUCAUUUUUCUAAAGUAACAAAUUUGGGUUUUUUUUAACCAUUAAAAUCUAUGUGUGUGUGUGUGUGUGUGUGUGUGUGUGUGUAUGUGAGCAGUUGGUCUUACCAGAAUCAUCGUUGAACUUCCUGAAGCAUGCCUUUAGAAUACUGAAUAUUAAUUGCCUUUCUUGUUGACAUUUUCAAUAUGUAUUUUCUCCCCGAAGUCCAUAUUUAUCUAAUAUUAUAGAUGUCCUAUGUUGGACUGUUUAAAGAAAAUAACUUGUUUCAUCCUUAGGAUCCCAGUUGAUAGAACAAAUUAGCAUUUGGUUGUCAUCAUUGCUGUUUUACAACUAGUAUUCUAAAGGCAUAAGCAGGAGCAGCAGCUUUUUAGCAAUAGAGUUAUUUUGGUAUUUUGCUGCUGUUUACUAUAAUAUGCACCUUCAGAACACUGCCCAAAUGAGUUCAAGGGAUCUCUAGCAACAAAAUUGUGAAACAUGAAAAUUCUGCUGAUUUUGGUGUAUAAAAUCCACCUCACUCUCUUUUUUUUUAUCA
Pipistrellus kuhlii (Kuhl's pipistrelle) is the source of this 1599-nucleotide messenger RNA. Its product is annotated as translocon-associated protein subunit alpha-like. Gene Ontology annotation, cellular component: endoplasmic reticulum; endoplasmic reticulum membrane. The transcript has a single exon. Lineage: Eukaryota; Metazoa; Chordata; Mammalia; Chiroptera; Vespertilionidae. The record is from RefSeq and is a predicted model, not a curated record.